GGCGGGGGGAGGGGGUGAGACCGAAGCGCACGUCCUGUACACGGCCGGCAAGGUCCAGCUGCACUGGCUCCUCGCUGCUGUGGUGCCUCCGGGGGGAAAUUAAAUUGUUUCAAAACAACCCAAUAAGAGGAGGUGAAGUGUUAGAGGAGAGGAGAUGACGGCUGAGUUUUAGAAGCCAGAGUUAGUGAGGAAGGACAGGCGGGAGGAGGCGAGAGAGAUGGCAGUGCAUGUUUUCAAAUGCCUGCGCCGACCCGGGCGCUAGAACCACCAACAGGUAGUGUGACACAGUGGUUUCCCAGUGUUCUGAAAAGAGAGUAAUGGACUAUGAAGAGGCUGACGUGUCCCCCGCUGACACCCCCAUCAUCAGAAGAGGAGGAGCUUUGUCCAAGAAAACACAUCUGACCCAGAUUGAAGUUAUUCCGUGCAAGAUCUGCGGUGAUAAGUCGUCAGGAGUGCAUUAUGGAGUCAUCACGUGUGAAGGCUGCAAGGGAUUUUUCCGGCGCAGCCAGCUGCCCUCUGUGUCCUACUCCUGCUCCCGGCAGAGUAACUGUCAGAUUGACCGGGCCAGCCGAAACCGCUGCCAGCACUGCCGUCUGCAGAAGUGCUUGGCACAGGGCAUGAGCAAAGAUGCUGUGAAGUUUGGACGGAUGUCCAAAAGCCAGCGCGAUUCUCUGAUUGCUGAAGUGGAUAAGCACCGUCAGCAGCAGCAGCAGCAGCAACAGCAGCAGCAGCAGCAGCGGCAGCAGCAGCUUCAGGGAGAUGCCCAGUCUGUGUUGUCCUUCCCCAACAAAGCCAGACAAGACCGCUCGUCCCAGCUCCUUCAGCCCAUGACUUCGGCCUAUUCCUUCCCCGGUGAUGCCGAGCUGCUGUCCUACACUGCUGAUGUCCAUCCUUACCUGGUGUACUCUGCAAACGAGUCGCAGGGGCUGAUCUACAGAAGCUCCAGCAUCUCCCCAACCUCCAGAUCCCAGAGUAGGGGAGGCAACAGUGGACACCCUGACAUAAGAGGAUUUGAGUCGAGGCAGCCACCCCAUGAUCUGAUGGCGCUUCAUCCCUACAGCUCUCUGGAGGAGUCUUACAGUAUUUAUUCUCACUCUCUGCGAAACAUAGAUGAGCUUUGUGCCAGCAUUGUGCGUUCCCACCGAGAGACCAGCCAGUACAGAGUGGAGGAGCUGCAGGCUCUCAAAUGGAAACUCUUCAGCAGAGAGGAGAUUCAGGCCUACCAGAGCAAAUCCGAGGAUGACAUGUGGCAGCACUGUGCGAUUCAACUGACCGAUGCCGUGCAGUAUGUGGUGGAGUUUGCAAAACACAUCCCAGGUUUCCGCACACUCAGCCAGAAUGACCAGAUUGCCUUGCUGAAGACAGGCUCCAUGGAGGUAGUUCUGGUCAGGAUGAGUCGCUCUUUCAACACAGAGAACAACACGGUUUUCUUUGACGGGAAAUUUGCUGGAAUUGAAGUGUUCAAGUCUUUGGUGUGUGGUGAUUUGAUCACAGCGGUGUUUGACUUUGCUCAUGACAUGUGUGCUCUGAAGCUCACGGAGCAGCAGAUCGCUCUCUUCAGUGCUCUGGUGCUGAUCAACGCAGACCGACCAUGUCUGGAGGACAGGAGCAGGGUCCAGCGAGUACAAAGAGGCGUGGAGUUAGGACUCACACACAUUCUACACCGAGACAACCAAGAAAGUCUCUUGAACAAGCUCUACCAGAGGAUGGCAGUGUUACGCUCACUAUGCCUUCUUCACAUGCAGAAUCUGCUUUGGUUCAGUCAGCGUUACCCCCACACUGCUCACUCCCUGUUCCCUCCGCUCUACAAGGAGCUGUUCGCCUCUGAGGCAGAGCUGCUGCCAGGGACCACUCACUGAAGACAGACACACACACACACACACUUUUACCUUAUUACUUUCUCACAGAAUCUAUUUUUCUAAUAUUGAGAAUAAAUGAGAAAACCACAGUAAUCAUAGCGUGUUCAGUGUUACAUGACUUCCAGCAGAGCUUUGUUUUUGAUAGAUGAUUUCAAACUUAAAGUGCUGUUUUCAAUGUUUUCAAAGACUAAAUCUAACAGCUUUUACUCCCUUUGUGUUUUGUUCUUCUUUGAUGCGACGCUGUCGUCAGGACGAGGGGGUCGAUUUUCUCUCAGGUUGUUCUGUUGUGUUUCUGUGCAGUUACAGCAACUGUGUGCCGCUGUGUUGUCAGGCAGAGAGAUGCAAAGCAGCAGGACAGAGUCUGCGUGUUGUAAAAGUUCAAAUCCAUUCAAAACGUUGAGGGUGUGGGUGACUUUGGAAAAUGGUAAAAGAAAACAUAGAAUAUCAGGUAAAAACAAAAAAGACCUCUAACAUCAAAUGUCCUCACUAGACAAACAGAUUUGUACAGCAUCACAUCUUGCAAAUAAUAAUACAGCUAUACUUUUGUCAUACAGCCAACAGUGUUAUCUCUUUAUGUCCCAAAUUCAGUGCACUGCACUCUUCUCUUACAUUAGUUUGUCCAAAGUAGAGCAAUCUGGUAUUAAAGACUUAUACUCAGUGUUAAAGAUAGAUUCUGUACAUCUGUAGUACCCUUAAUAUGUUGUGUUUUUAAAAAUGUAAAAUGUGCAAAAUGUUUUUAAAAGUUGAAAAGAUUUGAUCCACAAAACCUGAAAAAUGUGAUGUGAUCACACCUAUAAAACACUCUCCACUUACAUGUGAUCUGUCACUGGCAUUAAAAAGCAACAACUUGCCUCUCUGCACAGAUCGGCGUCACAUAUUGACUUAAAAGUCCCACGAAGCAGCAGGGCCUCUACAUUUUCUCUCGUCUGUGUUUGAAUGUCACAGACACUGUAGAGUCUACAGUGUAGACGAUGCUUUCUCUUUCUUUUUUUUGUAUCAGAUCAACUUGCAUAUGUUUUUUUGUUUUCUCAAAUUGCUCUUUGAAUAAAGCCAUGAGAAAAGAGGAGAUGGUGAGAGGGUUCAGCAAUAAGC
Molecule: messenger RNA, 2951 nt
Organism: Solea solea (common sole)
Lineage: Eukaryota; Metazoa; Chordata; Actinopteri; Pleuronectiformes; Soleidae
Gene: rorc
Product: RAR-related orphan receptor C
Exons: 13
Coding region: 318-1859 (513 amino acids)
Biological process (GO): regulation of transcription by RNA polymerase II
Cellular component (GO): nucleus
Molecular function (GO): nuclear receptor activity; zinc ion binding; RNA polymerase II cis-regulatory region sequence-specific DNA binding
Source: RefSeq, a predicted model, not a curated record